Messenger RNA from Pogona vitticeps (central bearded dragon), 4753 nucleotides. RefSeq names its product kalirin-like. The record is from RefSeq and is a predicted model, not a curated record. Lineage: Eukaryota; Metazoa; Chordata; Lepidosauria; Squamata; Agamidae. Gene Ontology annotation, molecular function: protein kinase activity; guanyl-nucleotide exchange factor activity; ATP binding. Gene Ontology annotation, biological process: protein phosphorylation; axon guidance; intracellular signal transduction. Gene Ontology annotation, cellular component: cytoplasm; postsynaptic density; extrinsic component of membrane.
CCCCCUUCUCUCUCUUGCCCGAGGUAGUUUUCUGCCUCCCGCUCGGGGAAGGCAGUGAGGCGGCGGCGGUCGGGAGCCCGCCAGGGUGGUGCUGUGUGGUCUGGUGGCUGACGGCCAUGCCUGCCCCCGAGGCAGCAUGAAGGGUGGGAGGCACGCGUACGCCAGCACGCCUUGUCUGGGCUGGUUCCUCUCCAAGUGCUGCUGUUGCUUUCCGGCGUGUAAAGACUCUUACUCGGCUUCUUCGAAUGAAAAUGGUGGGAAGUCAGAAUCAGUGGCCAACUUGCAGCCCCAGUCCUCUCUCAAUUCUAUCCAGAGUUCCCCAGGGCCAAAACGCUCAACCAACACGUUGAAAAAAUGGCUAACAAGCCCUGUACGCCGACUGAAUAGUGGGAAGGCAGAAAGUAACAUCAAAAAGCAGAAGAAAGUGCGGGAAGGGAGGAAGAGCUUUGAUCUGGGAUCUCCCAAGCCUGGAGACGAAACCACACCUCAAGGAGACAGUGCAGAUGAGAAGAGCAAGAAGGGUUGGGGCGAAGAUGAGCCAGAUGAAGAGUCUCAUACCCCGCUCCCUCCUCCCAUGAAGAUUUUUGAUAAUGAUCCCACGCAAGAUGAAAUGUCCUCCUCUUUGCUAGCUGCUCGACAGAGCACCUCUGAUGUCCCAACCGCUGCGGAUCUUGUCAGUGCAAUAGAAAAACUGGUCAAAAGCAAGCUGACAUUAGAAGGAGGCUCCUACCGAGGGAGCUUAAAAGAUACCACGGGAUGCUUAAAUGAAAAUGUGAUGCCUUCAACUCCUCCUUCAAGAAACCUCGAAGAAGAACAAAAAGCCAAAGCUAUGAGAGGCAGGAUGUUUGUUUUAAAUGAACUGGUUCAGACGGAGAAAGACUACGUCAAGGACUUAGGAAUUGUGGUGGAGGGCUUCAUGAAAAGAAUAGAAGAAAAAGGUGUUCCUGAAGACAUGAAAGGGAAAGACAAGAUUGUGUUUGGAAAUAUUCACCAAAUCUAUGACUGGCACAAAGAUUUUUUUCUUGCUGAACUUGAAAAGUGCCUUCAGGAGCAUGACCGUUUAGCACAGCUGUUCAUCAAACACGAGAGGCGAUUACACAUGUAUGUGGUGUACUGUCAAAACAAACCAAAAUCUGAAUAUAUAGUAGCAGAAUGUGGUCCAUAUUUUGAGGAGGUGCAACAAGAAAUAAACCAGCGCUUAACUCUCAGUGACUUUCUAAUCAAACCCAUUCAAAGAAUUACCAAGUAUCAGCUACUACUCAAGGACUUUUUAAAAUAUAGUGAAAAAGCUGGGCUGGAGUGUUCAGAGAUAGAGAAAGCUGUGGAGCUGAUGUGCCUUGUUCCUAAGCGCUGCAAUGACAUGAUGAACCUGGGCCGUCUUCAAGGCUUUGAGGGCAAGCUGGCAGCACAAGGAAAGUUACUGCAGCAGGAUACGUUCUAUGUGACAGAGCAGGAUUCUGGAGGGCUGUCUCGGCCAAAAGAGCGCAGAGUUUUCCUCUUUGAACAAAUAGUUAUCUUUAGUGAACUCCUUCGGAAAGGCUCUCUGACUCCGGGGUAUCUAUUUAAGCGAAACAUAAAGAUGACCUACCUAAUCCUGGAGGAGAACGUGGAUAAUGACCCUUGCAAGUUUGCUCUAAUGAGUAGGGAAACAUCAGAACGACUCAUCUUACAAGCUGCCAAUCCAGAAAUCCAACAAGCUUGGGUACAGGAUAUUAAUCAAGUGUUGGACACACAGAGGGACUUCUUAAAUGCACUACAAUCUCCUAUAGAGUACCAGCGCAAAGAAAGCAGCAGCUCAGCUGUAAUGAGACCCCAGGCCAGCAAGGUACCUCAGCCUAUCACCAGACCCUAUUCCUCAGGUCCAGUAGGAUCUGAGAAACCUUUGAAGGCUACCAUGCGUAACCCAUCUCUUCCACCUCUGAAGAUAUCUACCUCCAAUGGCAGCACAGGGCAUGAGCAGCACCAGCCUGGGGACAAAUAUGAACAAGGCAAGAACGACUUGGGUGGGUGCAAUGGGACCUCGUCUAUGGUGGUCAUUAAAGAUUACUAUGCACUCAAGGAGAAUGAAAUCUGUGUCAACCAGGGUGAGGUGGUCCAAGUCCUUGCCAUUAACCAGCAGAACAUGUUCCUUGUAUACCAGCCUGCCAAUGACCAUUCACCAGCAGCAGAAGGAUGGAUCCCAGGGAAUAUCUUGGCUCCCCUCACAAAAUCAACUACAGAUAAUAGCGACGGAAGCAUAAAGAAGUCAUGUUCAUGGCAUACCCUGCGCAUGAGAAAGCGGGCGGACAAGGAAAGCAGUGGCAAAGCUGAAGCCAAUGGCCUACGUAAACCCAAGGAUAUUCUGGGCAACAAAGUCUCUGUUAAAGAGACAAACAGUUCAGAGGAGUCAGAGUGUGAUGACCUUGACCCCAACACUAGCAUGGAGAUCAUCAACCCAAAUUUCAUCCAGGAAGUUGCUCCAGAGUUCCUUGUGCCUUUAGUGGAUCUCACCUGCUUGCUUGGAGACACGGUCAUGUUACAGUGCAAGGUCUGUGGACGGCCUAAACCGACCAUAACCUGGAAAGGUCCGGAUCAAAACAUUCUUGAUAACAACAGUACUGCUGCAUAUACAUUUUCUUCCUGCGACUCGGGUGAAAUUACUCUGAAGAUCUGUAAUGUAAUGCCUCAAGACAGUGGCAUUUACACCUGUGUGGCAGCUAACGAACUCGGGUCUGCUUCCACCUCAGCAACAAUCAAAGUGCAAGGGGUCCCUGCAGCCCCCAAUCGGCCUAUUGCUCAGGAAAGAAGCUGCACUUCAGUCAUCCUUCGGUGGCUGCCUCCAUCUAGUACAGGAAACUGCACUAUUUCAGGUUACACAGUGGAAUUCAGAGAAGAAGGCUCACAGGUCUGGCAGCAGUCCGUGGCUUCCACUUUGGACACCUACCUCGUUAUCGAAGACCUCACACCAGGCCGCCAGUAUCAGUUCCGAGUCAGUGCCAGCAAUCCAUGGGGCAUCAGCCUACCCAGUGAGGCCUCUGAAUUUGUGAAACUGCCAGAAUAUGACUCUGCAGCUGAUGGAGCCACCAUUGCCUGGAAAGAAAAUUUUGAUUUUGCAUAUACAGAACUGAAUGAAAUUGGAAGGGGACGCUUUGCUGUUGUGAAGAAGUGCAUCCAUAAGGCCACCAGGAAAGAUGUUGCUGUGAAGUUCAUUAGCAAAAAAAUGAAGAAGAAGGAGCAGGCAGCGCAUGAGGCAGCCAUAUUGCAACAUCUGCAACACCCUCAAUAUAUUACAAUUCAUGACACUUAUGAAUCUCCUUCUUCCUAUAUCUUAGUUUUAGAAUUGAUGGACGAUGGCCGUCUCUUGGACUAUCUUAUGAACCAUGAUGAAUUAAUGGAGGAAAAAGUGGCAUUUUACAUAAGGGACACAAUGGAGGCCUUACAGUAUCUUCACAAUUGUCGAGUUGCUCAUUUGGAUAUAAAGCCAGAAAAUUUACUUAUUGACUUGCGGAUCCCGGUGCCUCGUGUGAAGUUAAUAGACCUGGAAGAUGCUGUUCAAAUCACAGGCCAUUAUCACAUCCACCAUCUCCUUGGGAACCCUGAGUUUGCUGCUCCAGAAGUUCUUCUGGGAGCUCCUGUCUCGCUGGGCACAGAUAUCUGGAGCCUAGGAGUGCUUACCUAUGUCAUGCUGAGUGGGGUUUCUCCCUUUCUGGACGAAAGCAGGGAGGAGACAUGCAUCAAUGUGUGUCGUGUGGAUUUCAGCUUCCCUGAUGAAUACUUUUGUGAUGUAAGCCAUGCUGCCAGAGACUUCAUCUCUGUAAUCCUUCAAGAGGACUCCAGGAGGAGACCGACAGCAGCCACUUGCCUGCAGCACCCUUGGCUGCAGUUUCACAAUGGCAGCUAUUCCAAGAUCCCACUGGAUACCUCACGCCUCGCCAGUUUCCUUGAACGGCGCAAGCACCAGUUUGAUGUGCGUCCAAUUCCUAAUGUUAAGAGUUUCAUAAUGAGUAGGAUGAACCCAGGAACAUAAUGCAAUAGAAAUCCUUUCUUUGACUUGGCACUGAAGUGCUAUAGCGCAUGAAAGGAUAGAAAGCAGAAUAUUUCUCUCUCAUACUGCCUGUAUAAAGAGCAUUAUAUACGAUGUGAUGUCCAAGGAAGUACAAGUACUAUUCCAGCAGUUACAUUAUCUAACAAGCUAGAAUUAGCAAGAUAUGCAACUUCUUGGGUGGCUUAUUCUUCUAAUGAUGAAGUCACAUUAAAUUCAGGUGAAUGAUUUUUUUAAAAAAUGGCAGCUGAAAAUGGGAUCCAAACAUAGUUGCCUUAGUUUUGAAAGGGAGUCCACUCAACAUUCUCGUUAGUAAAUACUGAAGUAAUGCACCUGAAAGACGGUAGGCUUUCAAAUGCUAGAUUGACCCUCCAUGGCCUAAAGUUUCCUCAAAAACAAACUGCACCAGAUGGAUUUCAGGUCUUGUUGAAACGACAGUUUUCCAAGCCAUAUCGAGAAAACAAUUCCAUCUUAGAAGGCAAACUGCUACUCAUUUUCAGUAUGAAUUAGCGCUGUGGUAAGACUGCUGUUGGAUCCGCCUUAGGCUCACCUGUGCCUGCUAUAAGACUUAAAUAUGCUGUAACAAUCAAAAGCAUAGUAUACCUUUGCUGAUAAGCCUUUUCUGGAUUCUACAGCAUUGUCAUGUUCUAAUUUAAUACACCAUAAACUAAGUAGCACUAUGCUACUGCUGGAAUGGGGAAUUUACUGAACAAUAACAACAAAUACUUAGAU